This is a messenger RNA of Ochotona princeps (American pika), 1212 nucleotides long. RefSeq names its product testisin. The record is from RefSeq and is a predicted model, not a curated record. Lineage: Eukaryota; Metazoa; Chordata; Mammalia; Lagomorpha; Ochotonidae. The transcript is spliced from 6 exons. The coding region runs from base 204 to 1133 and encodes 309 amino acids. Gene Ontology annotation, biological process: proteolysis. Gene Ontology annotation, molecular function: serine-type endopeptidase activity.
GCUGCAGUGCGAGUACAGGGGACGCAGGGGGAGCUGUGAGGCCUGAGAGGCCCCUGUCAGCCCUGGGUCUUGAGGGGUCCAAGAGGACCCCGUCUCCUGGGUACCCAGACUGUGCACACCCCGGGCUCUGUCCUGCAGGGGGCGUCCUCCGCGCCCGGGGACUGGGGAGGCAGAGGGGGCGCCAGGGUGCAGAGGAGGCGGCCAUGGGAGAGCGACACGGGACACUACUGCUGCUGCUGGCGCUGCUGCUGGCCCGGGCUGGCCCCAAGCAGCCGGAGCCUCCGGAAGCGAACCUGUUGUCAGGGCCAUGCGGCCACCAGGCCAUCCCGUCGCGCGUGGUGGGUGGCGAAGACGCAGAGCUGGGUCGCUGGCCCUGGCAGGGGAGCCUGCGCCAGUGGGGCAGCCACAUCUGCGGAGCGAGCCUGCUCAGCCGCCGCUGGGCGCUCACCGCUGCCCACUGCUUCGAGUCGUCCAGCGAUCCCUUCGAGUUUACAGUCCAGUUUGGCGAGCUGACUGCCAGACCAUCCUUCUGGAACCUGCAGGCCUACUACAAUCGUUACGGGGUAGACAACAUCUUCAUGAGUCCCGGCUUCAAGGGCGACUCGCCCUACGACAUCGCCUUGCUGAAGUUGUCCUCUGCGGUCAGAUACACUGACAACAUCGGGCCCAUCUGCCUCCUGCCCUCCACAGUGCGGUUUGAGAAUCGCACAGACUGCUGGGUGACCGGCUGGGGCAAUGUGGAGGAGAACGAGGUUCUGCCGUAUCCCUACACUCUCCAGGAAGUACAGGUCGCCAUUAUCAACACCUCCAUCUGUAAUCACCUCUACCAUAGAACAGACUUCCGCUGGAACAUCUGGGGAGACAUGGUGUGUGCAGGAGAACCCCAAGGAGGCAAGGAUGCCUGUUUUGGGGACUCCGGCGGACCACUCGUCUGUGACACAGACGGCCUCUGGUAUCAGAUUGGCGUUGUGAGCUGGGGCAUAGGAUGCGGCCGGCCCAACCGGCCUGGCGUCUACACCAACAUCAGCCAUCACUUCCGUUGGAUUCGGCACGUGAUGAUCAACAACCCAGGGCCCAAGCGGGGCCCCUCGCUGCCGCUGCUGACCCUGCUGUGUGUGCUGCGAAUCCUGUAGCCCACCUGACUCCAAGGCCCACAGCGGGGCCAUGAGCUGGUCCUGUCUGUCCAAUUUCCCAAUAAACAUUAAAACAAUC